AUGCUGCUCAUCCGCAAGCCGCAAGGCGGCCGAUUGCUCUUCUACUACUCAGCCGUGCAGCAGGAUGAUCUCUGUCGGCUGAUGGGCAAUGUGACCUAUCAGGAGUGGAUUGCCCAGGGUACCGAUGAGCUCUAUCUGAAUCUGCAGGAAGCCGAUCAGCCGUUCCAGCAUGUGGACUUCGACGAGGUUGCCAGGAAGCUCGCCGAGCAUGCGGCAUCCGUGGGCGGGGCCUGUGUGCUCAGGCUGCCUCUGUUUGGCUAUGAGUAUCUGGUCACGCGUCUAGCUCAAACCACGACACUCUUCGGCCACAUCAAACUGAUGAACUGCUAUUUGCAUAGCUAUAGCGGCUUGGGUACAGAUCGCAGGCGCUUCGAGCAGCCCGGCUAUGCAGUAACUGUGAAAAUUGAGGCUGCCCAUAGCUAUGAUUCGGAAACCCCAUAUCCACUGGAAGAGCUUCAGUGGUCUCCCAAACCGAAUCGUAUAAAUCUCAUACAGCUCUGCAGCUUGCUCCGUCCUGUUUAUAUCAAUGGAAUUGUGGACUUUCAUACCACGGGAAAUGUGCCGGCUGUGCCGCAGUACCUAAAGCGCUAUCGCUUGAGAUACUCGCCCAAGCCGAGAGCAGCGACAGCCGAAGACCACUCGAAUGUGCCCGAGACCCAACUCAUCCAAUGGUCUAGCACAGAGAAAGUCUGUGAGACUCAGCAGACUCAGCACAUCAAUGCAACAACACGAAAGGACACUGGCCCAAUCCUAAAGCAAAGAAAGUUGCAGUUUGUCGAUUAUGAUGAUGAUGAUUAG
Drosophila arizonae is the source of this 798-nucleotide messenger RNA. RefSeq lists its product as uncharacterized. Lineage: Eukaryota; Metazoa; Arthropoda; Insecta; Diptera; Drosophilidae. The record is from RefSeq and is a predicted model, not a curated record.